AUGCCCAUUGCGCUCUCAGCCCGUCAGGAAGCCCACAUCGGAUCGACGCUGCUCGCGACCGUGGAAUUCGUCGAAUCUUCAUCGGCGCGUCGCCUGUUGCAUGCCGAGGAAGCCGCGAAACCCCUUUCUGGCCUUUCAACGGCGGCGGCGGCGGCGGCGGCACCUCGAGCGAGUCUCAGCUCACGGCGGAGCCGCCGGAUGCUCUGGAUUUUCUUGCUUGUUUUCGCGGCCGGCCAGCUGGUGGACACCGCCGGAGCUCAGAACGUGUCGACCAAUGCUACCACUGAUCCAGAUGAAGCAAGAAUUUUGAAUGGCUUGUUCCAGCGGUGGGGGAUUACAGCCAUGGAUACAUGGAACAUUAGUGGUGAGUUAUGCAGCGGUGUGGCCUCAGACACGACAACCCCACUUCUCAAUCUUAAUCCAGGCAUCAAAUGUGACUGCUCCUACAAUUCUAACACCACUUGCCACAUCACUGGAUUGCGGCUGUACGACCUGGACAUUCAAGGCUCAUUACCCGAUGAUCUUUGGAGCUUGACGUAUCUCGAUGAUUUAGAUCUGCGCCAAAAUUAUUUUACUGGUCCUAUUUCUUCGUCCAUUGGGAAUCUCACUCGGAUGCAAUACUUGAGCUUUGGCUUGAAUGCAUUAUCAGGGGAGCUUCCUAGGGAAUUCGGACUGAUGACUGACUUACGAUCAAUAUCCAUCACUGCAAACAACUUCUCUGGCCCCAUACCAUUGGAGUUCGGGAAUUUAACAAGGCUCGAACAAAUGUACAUUCAUGGUUCCGGAAUUAGUGGUCCAAUACCGUUAUCAUUUGCUAAUCUGAUAAACAUGCAGACGAUGUGGGCAUCUGAUAAUGAGCUGACAGGUCAGAUACCUGACUUCAUAGGAAAUUGGUCCAGCCUCACUCAGCUGAGGUUGCAGGGAAAUGCAUUUCAAGGUCCAAUACCACCGUCAUUAUCUAAUUUAACGUUGUUGGUUGACUUGAGAAUAAGUGAUAUCUUGAACGGUAGCUCGUCACUGGAAUUUGUUAGGGAUAUGACUUCUCUGUCUACGUUAAUCUUGAGGAACAACAAUAUUUCUGGUUCGUUACCGUCGUUUUCCUUAUUUCAGCGCUUGCAGCUCCUGGAUUUGAGCUUCAACAAUUUGACAGGAAGAAUUCCAGACUCACUUUUCAAUCACAGCACCUUGACCAAUUUGUUUCUGGGUAGCAACAGGCUAACAGGUGGAUUGCCAUUGCAAAAGAGUCCUGAUCUCCGAAAUAUAGAUUUAUCGUACAACGGGUUAUCGGGAAGCUUUCCAUCUUGGGUCAGGGAACAGAACCUACAACUUAAUCUGGUUGCCAACAACUUCACCAUUGAAGGUUCAAACAGCAAUGCUUUACCCCCUGGUUUGAACUGUCUUCAGAGGGAUUUUCCUUGCAAUCGACGCGUUCCAGUAUAUUCAAGAUUCGCAAUCAAAUGUGGCGGCCCCCAGAUCAUAUCUUUCGACCGGACUCUGUACGAGAGGGAGAACGAGACACUUGGCCCCGCCACAUACUAUGUGACUAACGACCGCCGGUGGGCUGUCAGUAACGCUGGGCUCGUUGCCGACAACACAAACCCGCAGUACACGACCCAGACAACUUCGCCUGUUGUGAAUACUCUGGACUCGCAGCUGUACCAAACUGCUCGGGCCUCUUCGGGCUCUUUGAGAUACUACGGGCUGGGCCUCGAAAACGGUAACUAUACAGUGAGGCUCCAGUUUACAGAGACUGAGGUCCUCAAUACCAGGACCUGGGAGAGCCGUGGCCGGCGUGUUUUUGAUAUAUACCUCCAGGGGAAUCUGGAGGAAAGGGAUUUCGACAUACGACGAGAGGCCGGUGGCGUAUCCUUAAGAGCUGUUGACAGGAGCUACAAUGUGCGAGUGACUGACAACUACCUUGAAAUCCAUCUAUUUUGGGCAGGAAAGGGAACUUGCUGUGGGCCCUCUCGAGCUGUCAACGGGCCUUUAAUUUCGGGAAUAAGGGCAACUGCAAAUUUCAACUCAACUGUUUCCAAUAUUCCUCCGAGCGGGAGCAGAAACCGGACUGGUCUUAUUGUGGGUAUUGUUGUUCCAGUCGUUGCUGUCAGUGUGAUUUGUUUACUUACGGUAUACUUUUACGUGUAUCAAAGGAGAAAACGUCAGAAGGACUUGGAGGAUGAAGAGUUAUUGGGGCUCGAAGCACGACCUUACACUUUUAGUUUUGCCGAACUUAAAGCUGCUACGAAUGACUUCAAUGCUGAUAAUAAGCUGGGAGAGGGAGGUUUUGGACCUGUUUACAAGGGUUCACUUGGUGAUGGAAGAGCAGUUGCAGUGAAGCAGCUGUCAGUGGCAUCACGUCAGGGAAAGAGUCAGUUUCUGGCCGAGAUUGCCACAAUAUCCGCCGUGCAGCACCGUAACCUCGUGAAACUGUACGGAUGUUGUAUCGAGGGUGAUAAACGCUUGCUCGUCUAUGAGUAUCUCGAGAACAAGAGUCUCGACCAAAUAUUGUUUGGACCUGGAAGGAAAAAUCUAUUCCUCGACUGGGGAACACGUUACCAGAUCUGCUUGGGGGUGGCGAGGGGUCUAGCGUAUCUUCACGAGGAAUCACGGCCUAGAAUUGUUCACCGGGACGUAAAAGCUAGUAACAUCUUGCUUGAUUCCGAACUUGCCCCUAAGAUCUCGGAUUUCGGGUUGGCCAAGUUAUAUGAUGACAAAAUGACACACAUGAGCACUGGAGUAGCAGGCACAAUUGGUUAUCUAGCACCGGAAUACGCCCUGCGAGGGCAUCUCACGGAGAAGGCUGAUGUGUUCAGCUAUGGAGUCGUUGCCUUAGAGAUCGUCAGUGGAAGAUCGAAUUCAGACUCGAGUUUGCAAGAUGAUAAGACAUAUCUUCUCGAUUGGGCUUGGAACCUGCACGAGUCCAAGCGUGAGAUGGAGCUUGUGGACCCCACCCUCGAGCAACAAGACAUGGAUGAGGCGAUAAGGAUUAUCGGGGUUGCCCUCCUAUGCACCCAGGGCCCCCCAGGCCUACGGCCCGCAAUGUCCCGAGUGGUGUCCAUGAUCUGCGGGGACAUUGAGGUGGCCCCGGUCACGACACGCCCCAGCUACCUCACCGACUGGAAUUUCAACGACUCAACCACCACUUUCGCUACCGACACCACUAAUAUCUCCACUUCCAACAACACCAAUGAUAUCAUCAGUCCCAUCAAUUUUACCACGACAAACACAUCGGCAACAAGUGGUGUGUCCUCAGCCACUCGCUUGCAACCAAAAGACGAUGUGGAGCCAAUGCUCGACAAAUCGGCAAUCGGAGGCCAGCUUCUCCUCUUCCCCCAUACCAAACGCGCACUGCGGCCACCAAGCACGACCCGAAAUACUUCCCCCAAUACAGCCAAAGCCUCAUCCUCCUGCCCGCAGCCCGAACUCAACCUGACUCCCAAAUUCUUUUACCUCGGCACCGACCAGCUCCAGGAGACGAUGGGAACCUGCUGCUCAAUCACCCUCGGCGCCCACUGA
Molecule: messenger RNA, 3516 nt
Organism: Striga hermonthica
Lineage: Eukaryota; Viridiplantae; Streptophyta; Magnoliopsida; Lamiales; Orobanchaceae
Source: the annotation of a GenBank genome assembly